UGUUCUGCUUGUGCCUCUAGACAAAGGGAUAAGAAUAUGAGAAUAGAACAAAUUAAAAGACAAAUUUUGAGUAAACUUCAUUUUACAACUAUGCCCAAUUUGACGUCGAGGGUUCUACCUAAAGUUCCAACUAUAUCAUUAUUAAUGGAUAAAUUUACAGAAAUGCAAGCUGAUUCUCCGUACAGAGAGGGUGAUUAUGAGGAAUAUCAUGAUGAUCAUGAUUAUUAUGGUCGAGUUGAAAAAGUCUACACAUACGGAAAACUACCUUCUGAAGAACUCAAGGUACGAAAUAAGCACGCCUGUUACUUUACCAUGCCUGCUGAAGUCUAUAAUUUGAAGAUUAGAAUGGCACUUUUAUGGUUCUAUGUACGACCGACUAUACCACAGAGUACUGUAAUAGAGAUACGAAUAUAUCGAGUCUGUCCGGUUAGUCUGAAAUGUGGCCGUAACAAUCUUGGUAGAAUAUAUUACAGAAAACAUAUACCAAGUUACAAGAAGGGCAAACAUUGGUACAGGAUCGACAUCCGCAAACUCGUUAUGAAAUGGAUACAGUAUCCAGAGUAUAACUACGGCCUGGUUCUUACAGCCUUCGACCACGAUGGGCGAAAUCUAAUCGUAACACCAAGCGCUGAUGAGAAAAAAGAAGGAUACGAGCCUAUUUUAGAAUUUGAGACGGUUGAGAUGAAGAAGAGGCGACCAAAACGAAGUAUUUCAUUAAAUUGCGAAGAAAACUCAAACGAGAAACGAUGCUGUCGUCACCCAUUAGAAGUUGAUUUUGUUGACUUCGGUUGGGAUUGGGUUAUUGCUCCCAUUCGAUACAAAGCUGGCUAUUGUAACGGCGAAUGCGAUUCAACAUAUCAAGACGAAUAUGCGCAUACGUAUUUGCGUCAACGAGCUUCUUUGACAAGUGACGGACCGUGCUGUACGCCAACACAACAUAAACCACUGUCUCUUUUGUACUUUGACCACGAUCAAAACAUUUUAUUUACAGAAUUACAAAAUAUGAAAGUAAUGAAAUGUGGCUGUGCA
Messenger RNA from Lottia gigantea (owl limpet), 1029 nucleotides. RefSeq lists its product as hypothetical. Gene Ontology annotation, biological process: SMAD protein signal transduction. Gene Ontology annotation, cellular component: extracellular region. The record is from RefSeq and is a predicted model, not a curated record. The transcript has 3 exons. NCBI's taxonomy places the organism in Eukaryota, Metazoa, Mollusca, Gastropoda, Lottiidae. The annotation marks the transcript as partial. Gene Ontology annotation, molecular function: cytokine activity; growth factor activity.